This is a messenger RNA of Clarias gariepinus (North African catfish), 1882 nucleotides long. RefSeq names its product homeobox A10b (gene hoxa10b). Gene Ontology annotation, biological process: regulation of transcription by RNA polymerase II. Gene Ontology annotation, cellular component: nucleus. NCBI's taxonomy places the organism in Eukaryota, Metazoa, Chordata, Actinopteri, Siluriformes, Clariidae. The transcript has 2 exons. Gene Ontology annotation, molecular function: DNA-binding transcription factor activity, RNA polymerase II-specific; RNA polymerase II cis-regulatory region sequence-specific DNA binding. The record is from RefSeq and is a predicted model, not a curated record. The coding region runs from base 23 to 1033 and encodes 336 amino acids.
UUCAGCAUGUUUUACCCAAGAAAUGACGUCCAGAAAGGGUUAUCUUCUUCGACCGUCAAAUUAUACCACGAAGAUGGCAUGCUCCGACAGCCCAUCUGCAAAUUCGUUUUUGGUGGACUCUUUGAUAAGCGGCAGAACCGAAGGAAGUGCUCACUACUACCAAAACGGUGGCGUGUACUUGCCACCCAGCUCCGAUUAUUCAUAUGGACUUUCUAAUUGUGGUUAUUUCCCCGGACCCAAACGGACAGAGAACCAAAAUAUGGUACCUACAACUGGCCCAUAUAUGCAAGGAAUGGAAUCGUGGUUGGAGGCUUCGAGGUCGUGUCGCACUGAACAGCUAAGCAGCCAUGGCGUUUCCCGGUCAUUCUCCCCUGCCAUAAAAGAAGAAAACUCUUAUUGCUUCUACGAGUCAGGGAAGUGUCUAAAAAGCACAGGGACGGAAGACAUAGCUUAUUCCCGGGUGACGACCAGCGUAUGUCCAGCAGGGAGUAACAGCAGCGUUCCUGUACCUGGUUACUUUCGCCUCUCACAAACGUGUUCGUCGUCCAAAGGUUAUUAUCCAACCGAUCUGUCUGAUUCGGGGCAUUUUGGCCGUUUCGAGGAACCACGUCCAAUAAUUUCUGCAGAAACAAACAGGACAGAAAUCGAAGAGCUGGCCGCCCAAACAGACGAGGAGAGCCAGAUAUCACCGAGCGGCCCAUCUUCAUCUCCACGACCAACAGAAAGUGAAGCAGAAAACCCACAAAAAGCGAAUGAAGGAGAAUGUAAAAGUGACAGCACGGCUAACUGGUUGACGGCGAAAAGUGGGAGAAAGAAGCGCUGUCCCUACACUAAGCACCAGACUUUGGAGUUGGAGAAAGAAUUCCUCUUUAACAUGUACCUGACCAGAGAGAGGCGUCUGGAAAUUAGUCGAAGUGUGCACCUAACGGACAGACAAGUAAAAAUCUGGUUUCAAAACCGCCGCAUGAAGUUAAAGAAAAUGACUCGAGAAAACCGCGUUCGCGAGCUGUCGGCGAACUUCAGCUUCGCCUGAGGAAGGAGCUCUGACGCCCUCAAGCAGCUAAAGCGCGUGCUCAGUUUAUUGUCAAAGCGCGCACUCCGGAUCUGUACAUAUAAUGCUAACUUAUUGUCGUAUAUACUACUGUCUGAAUCAUUUUAAUGUUCAUUUUACUUCACAUUUUUGUCCCAGUACUCCAUCAUUAUUAUUUAUUAUCCAACUGCAUUGGAUGUAGUCAACAUUUUUUUUUUUAAUUACUGUUGUUUUCUUAAAAGGUGUAUAUAAAAGGACAGUAGUAUAUAUUAACUGUAUAUAGUAUGGCAAUAUUUGCAUGAUGUAAUAUUAAUUGCAAUUACAAUCAUCAUUUAACAUUAUUGAUUAUUAAGUCCAUGUUAAUGAUGAUGACUGAUUUUGAAUUAGCCAAAAUGUUAAUGUGACCGAAUCUCACGUAUAGGAUAGAUGCAGUUUACUUUUUGGCAAUUCGUGCAGUUGUGAGAUCCCAGUUUCCAUUAAUCUAUUGUGAUAGUUUUAUCACAGAUAAUUGCAUCUGCGGCGUACUUUUGUAACAUUACAGUAUGCGUAGUUUUGGGCGACUACUAGGAAAUGUCCCUUUUGUAGAUAUCCCAAUCUGUAUAAGUCACCAAGGUGCAAUAUGAUUUUCAUAGAGGGUUGUUCGACAGAAUUUAUAGGCCUAAUUUGCCACAAAGUAAUUGUGUAAACAGUCUGUUUAAACAAAACCUAAACCAGUUUAUUUCUGACACCGCAUUUCCCCAAUCUUGUGGCAUUCUAUGAGCUUUUCUGAAACUAGUAACUAUUUGAAAACAUACCUAAAACACAUUUAUAAUACUUUUUUUAGAUGCCUGUGUGUCUGAAUUAAAAUAAAUA